Messenger RNA from Pocillopora damicornis (cauliflower coral), 1215 nucleotides. RefSeq names its product galanin receptor 2b. Gene Ontology annotation, biological process: G protein-coupled receptor signaling pathway. Gene Ontology annotation, molecular function: G protein-coupled receptor activity. Gene Ontology annotation, cellular component: plasma membrane. The record is from RefSeq and is a predicted model, not a curated record. NCBI's taxonomy places the organism in Eukaryota, Metazoa, Cnidaria, Anthozoa, Scleractinia, Pocilloporidae.
AUGAACAACUCGAAUUCAAGCAACGCAAAAGGUGCUGACUCAGUGGAGUUGUUUAGCAACACAAGCAGAAUUAUUACUACAACAGUUUAUGCGGUAACGAUCAUAUGUGGACUGGUCGGAAAUAGUCUUGGCCUUUACUUAGCGCUAAGAAGGAAGGCUGGAAAUCGUGCAACGAAUCUGUUUAUGGCAAAUAUGGCGGCAGCAGACCUACUUGUUACUCUGUUUGCUAUGCCUUAUUCGGUCCAUUUCAUAAAUGUGCGCCAGCAAUGGAUCGGAGGAGUCAUUGGCCAGGUUACAUGCAAGUUUGUCCAUUUUGCUUAUCAAAUUUCAAUACCCGCUUCCAUUUUCACUGUUUUAUUGGUCUCCUUUGAUCGUUAUCUCGCUAUCUGUUACCCUAUGAAGACAAACUUGUUUCGAAAUGGCAAGGUCAUGACAACAGUUAUAUGGAUAGCUUCUGCAGCAUAUGCGAUUCCAUUUAUGAUGGCAAAUGACAUACUCAAAUACAACGAUACUAACUAUUGCCUUCGCAUCUUUACCCCAUUUGACAAUCAGAAGUCGGUACAGAUCUACUAUUUGGUUACUUUCAUUUUACUUUACUGUGUGCCUCUGACAAUCCUAUUGGUCUUGUACAGUCUCAUCACACACAGACUCUGGCAGCGAAAAAUUCCAGGUAAUGUCAGUGAGGCCAGAAUUAGAUCAGCUCAGGGGGAAAAGAGAAGGAUUGUAAAGGCUUUGAUUCUGAUUGUGAUGGUUUUUGCAGUCUGCUGGUUUCCAGCUCAUGCUAUGCACUACUUGGUUUAUUAUCGCAAGGAUAUCUAUCGCAGUAUACCACGGGAAGUUGAAAUGUUCUUCUUUUGGCUCUGCCAUGCUAACAGUAUUAUUAAUCCAUGUUUGUAUGUGCUGAUAAGCCCCAGCUACCGCAAAUUUUUACAGGGAAGUUUCGGACGUUUUUGUUCUUGCUGUAGCCAUGCUAAUUUCAACUCUUUAACAAGGCGUAGCACUGGGAUGCUUACUUUCAGUCGAUCGUUCGAUGCUACCAGCAAUACAGUCUUUGGAUUUUCCUUCAAAAUUAAAGACACAGUGGAGACUCAACUGUAAUAUUUGCUUAUUUUCAUGCAAACAAACGUAAUCAGAUGGAUGAAGUUUUGGGCUUCUUCACUGUAUUUAUUUUACAGAAAUGGGUAAAUAUCUCGCAGAAUUCAGUCGCUCUCCAAC